AAGGAGGCAGCAAUCUGCCAUCACAGAACACUGUGGCCCAACCUAUGGUUACCUUAAAUUGGGAUUUUUCUGGGGUCAGAAUUUUAAGCAAUAGAAGUCUACGGUCUGAGCUACUCAGUCAGUGGUAUUUUAAAAUAACAACCCGAAGGAAGACAAAGUUUAUACACUUGAGAAAGAACAGAUGUCUGAUUUUGCUUAUACGCGGGAUGUGGUGGCAAAGGGGUGUCACGUGUGCCAAUAGCAGUCCCAAUGCACUAAAUAAAUGGAAGAAGGGAAUCAGACUGGGAUGGUCCUCUUCCACUUCCGCCCCUUCUCCAGACUCCCUGAGGUGCAGAUGCUGAUCUUUGUGGUCCUCCUCAUGAUGUACCUGAUCAGCCUCGGAGGAAACAUGUCCAUCGUCCUCACCAUCUGGACCAAUCGGUGUCUCCACACCCCUAUGUACUUCUUCCUGGCGAACCUGGCUAGCCUGGAGAUCUUCUAUUCUUCCACCAUAGCUCCGCUGACUCUGGCCAGCGUCCUGUCCGCAGAGAGAACUGUGGUCUCCCUGGCAGGCUGUGGUGCUCAGAUGUUCUUCUUCAUCUUCCUGGGCAGUGCUGACUGCAUCCUGCUGGCCGUCAUGGCCUACGACAGGUUUGUGGCCAUCUGUCACCCUCUGCGCUACACCCUCAUCAUGAGUUGGCACUUGUGUAUCCAGCUGGCCCUGGGGUCCCUGUUGCUGGGGUUCAUCUUGGCCAUGCAGUUGACCGUGCUCAUCUUCCGGCUGCCUUUCUGCAGCAGUAAGGAAAUCAGCCUGUUCUACUGUGAUGUCCUCCCUGUCAUGAGACUGGCCUGCGCAGACACCCAUGUCCACGAGGCCACUCUGUUUGUGGUCAGUGUCAUCGUCCUCACCAUCCCUUUCCUCCUCAUCACUCUGUCCUAUGUCUUCAUUGUGGAUGCCAUCCUGAAGAUCCGCUCAGCCGAGGGGAGGCGCAAAGCCUUCUCUACCUGUUCCUCCCACCUGACUGUGGUCCUCCUGCAGUAUGGAUGUACAAGUCUCAUCUACUUGUGUCCCAGCUCCAGUUACUCUCCUGAGCGGGGCCAGGUAGUCUCUGUGGUUUAUACAUUCAUCACCCCUAUGCUGAAUCCUUUGAUUUACAGCAUGAGGAACAGAGAACUCAAGGAUGCUUUGAAGAAGGCAGUCAUGAGGUUCCUCCUGCUUGACAAACAAUGAGCACUCUGAAUGAUCCUCUCCAAUGCUGGUAAUAGAGAUGCUGAGUCAUCUGUUGAUGAGAUGAGGGGGUGGGCUUUGCCAGCUAUAGUUUGAUACAGUUAGAUUUCCCAGUCAUGUGACUAUUCCACAGUCGUGUUUAUUUUCUCAGCUUUGGGUUAGUCAUUCUCCAACACAGGGAUGAAGAAUACUUGCAGAAUCCAAUGUUGAGGGCUCUGAAGAUUGGCAGGUAUGAGUGAAAAGGACUGUCACUUUUUAAACUGAAACAGCAGUGAGCAUAGUUGUCCUUUCCCUGUCAUCUUAUGUAAUAUCUGUUCACCUUGGACUUUUCUCCAGAUACAGGUCUUGGGUUGACGGCAGUCCUCACACAGAACAUGAGAAAGGCAAAAACUAGCAGUAAGACAAGCAUUAGGCCUGGAACAUUCUGCUCUGACCUCUUUUAUUCCCAUUGUAUAAAUACUGGCUUCCUUUUUAAAAAGUGUUUCAUACAUGAGUAUUGUGCUUACAUCAUUUCCACAUGUCCCUCUCUCCUCUCCAGCUCCUCCCAUAUCCUGCCCAACUCCCUCUCAAAUUCAUGAACUAUUCUUUAAAUAUUGUUACAUCCAUAUACAUAGGUCAGUGGUUCUCAACCUGUAGGUUGUGACCCUUUGGGAGCUUAACAUCUCUUUCACACAGCUUGUCUAAGACCAUUGGAAAAUACAGAUUUACGUUAUGGUUCAUAACAAUGACAAAAUUACAGUUAUGAAGUAGCAAUAAAAAUAAUUUCAUGACUGGGGUCACCACAACAUGAGGAACUGUAUUAAAGCAUCACAGCAUUAGGAAGGUUGAGAACCAUUGACACAGGUAUAUAUAAAUACCGUCCAAUGAGUCCAUUUAAUGUUGCUCAUAUGUUUUAUUAUGCUGCCCUAGAGUAGGGUUGGUAGAGGGAAUGGGUGUGUGUACUGGUGGGUUUGAUGUGGAGUUGGUGUUUAAGUAGGAAGCACAUGUCUUCAGCAAGAACUGGAAGGAGACAAGCGUUGGAAAUCUCCUCCUCAGGCCUUAGCUUCCUGAUCUAGAAAACUAUGAGACAUGUAUUUGUAGGAGGAGAGAGCUGCUUGCUGAUUGCCGGCCCCUUAGCCCCAAAAUAAUCACAGAGAAACUGUAUUAGUU
Molecule: messenger RNA, 2356 nt
Organism: Myodes glareolus (Bank vole)
Lineage: Eukaryota; Metazoa; Chordata; Mammalia; Rodentia; Cricetidae
Source: RefSeq, a predicted model, not a curated record